CACUCCUUCAAAAGGAGCGCGCAGCUUUGCGAGGGAGCCAGUGUUGGGGAGAGAAAAUAAAUACAAAUUUACUCCGCGAUUUUUACACCUAUAAAAUUAGUUCUUCUACUUCGUUUGGUAUAGUGGAAAAUGCAUUUCAAGGCAGUUUAAGAACUGUUUCAGGGACAAUUUGUCUUCAAGGGGCAGGAGGAGCGUGCAGCCCCUUAUAAUGCGGAGACAUCAAGUCUCACUAGUUUGUCGGUGUGAGCGCUGCGUACAUGGACCUUAACAAACUGCUUUCAUGGAUUCACUAACUGGCUGAUUGUUUGAUUUCUUUCCUUCUUUUUCGAGUCUUAGGGGAUUUUUGUUAUCUGUUUGUAGUUAAUUAACUAGUCCAAAGAAUUGUGGAUUAUCAUUUUUAUUGCGCGUCGAGGAUUUUUUUUUUUUUUUUUGUAUUGGGGAACGUGGGCUUAUAUUGGGGUUGAAUGAGGAUAUUGAUUUUUCCACAGUUAGCCUACGCCAGGGUCAAGGAUUCAGAGAAGGGAAUUAACCUUUCAAGAGGUGGAGAUAUUUGUCUAACUGGAGCCCGAGCUACUCAUCUCUGUUGCCGCCGAGUCCAACAUGAAGUCUGGCACCCUGUGGAUGUGCGUCUGCACCUUUUUCCUGCUCUUAGAUGAGGAGGCAAGUUCCUGGGAUGGCCCAUCAACUUUGUCAGUGUCCUUGGCCAACGGGGCCUCAGCAUCUCUAAAAGCCGUAUCUGGAUCCAAGGCUCAGCCAGAAUGGGUGGAUUGCAUCCAGGCAAGUGACAUGUGCAACCAGGACUCUCGCUGCAGCUCUCGGUACCGGGUGAUGCGCCAGUGCCUUGUGGGCAAGGAGAAGGAAGCCAUGCUGGAUAACAACAGAGAGUGCCAGGCUGCCUUGGAAGUGCUGCUGGAUAGCCCUUUGUUUGACUGCCGCUGUAAGAGGGGCAUGAAAAAGGAGAUGCAGUGUCUGCAGAACUACUGGACCAUCCACUUGGGACUCAAUGAAGGUGGAGAUAUUGAGGACUCAUCUCCGUAUGAACCUGUGGCCCCCAACCGGCAGCCUGAUGCUUUCCGCUUGGCUUCCAUUUCUUCAGGGAUGCUCACAGUGGCCCCAAAAGGCUCCCAGUGCCCUGAUGCUGAGAAAAACUGCAACUCUUGCCUUGAUGCAACCAAAGCUUGCAACCUUAACGGCAGCUGCAAGAAGCAACGCAACUCUUACAUCACUACCUGCACAAAGGCGGACCACAAGGGAGAGAUCUGCAACAGGAAGCGCUGCCACAAAGCACUGCGGAAUUUCCUGGAUCGUGUGACUCCAGAGUUCAGCCAUCGACUGCUCUUCUGCCCCUGCCAGACUGAGGGCUGUGCCGAGAGACGCAGGCAGACAAUAGUGCCUGAUUGCUCUUAUAAGGAUAAGGAGAAACCCAACUGUUUGGAGCUAAGGAAGAUCUGUCGCCAGGACUCUCUGUGCAGGUCAAGAUUGGCCGAUUACAUAGCCAACUGCUGGGUGACUCCACACACUAUGGGCACCUGUCCUAACCAAGACAAUCAUCAAGCCUGUUUGAAUUCUUAUGCAAGGCUCAUCGGGACUGAAAUGACUCCCAACUAUGUCGACAGCAGCAUCGCCAACUGGACCAUCUCCCCAUGGUGCACCUGCAAAGGCAGUGGAAACCAAGAGGAGGAGUGUUUGAACUUCCUGCGCUAUUUCACCAAUAACACGUGCCUAAGAAAUGCCAUUCAAGCCUUUGGUUAUGGGAUGGACAACACAGCUCCAAGUCCUUCAGCGACAUCGAAAGCAGGAUCUGAUUGGUCGACAGACAUCUUAGAGCAUUCCUCUGUCAUUAUUGGAAAGCCUGAUCCAAUAAAUGGUGGCCCAGACCUGGGAGAGGAUCAUUCUCCCUGUUUCUGUGCCAGCGUCUGGGCUCUGCUCCCUAGCUUGGCUUUGGCUCUGAUCCUGGCCCAGCAUGCCUUGUAGAAAAGCCAGAAGGAGAAGAACGAGGUCAUCCACCCACUAGCUGAUCCCAAGCACAGAAGACGUUGUUGCUGAGAUUGAUAUUACGUAGGCCAAAUCUCUGGUGACAGUUGACUUGAAAGAGGAAUACAGAUGGAUGAGAGAGGUGGAAAUUACAGACAUUUGUGAAACUGUGACUUUAUUGUUCAUUUGAUGCUAUGUCCGGACUGACCACAACUGUGAUGGAGCACAUGGCUUUACAAUGGACCUUUGGUAGAAAAGGCCAGGAAGGGAGCAACUUUUCUUCUUCUGCGCUGAGACACAGACACUUGGAAAACCCGGAGAACUGAAGCUGCAGCAGGUUUCUCAUUGAAGGAGGGAGAGAAGAAACUAACAAAAUUAUUGAAGAAGGCAAGAGUGUCAGAAAAGAAACUUUUGAAGAGAGAAGGAGCAUGAGGUAAAUAUAGAAAAGUGCAAGCAAAAAAAUAGAAUAAAAUAUGUUUUUUGUAAUGAAAUGGGUUUUGAUUCAAUCUUCUCUUGGAAGGACAAACCACAAACUUGGUUGGAUGAAGGUAACUGCAUUAUGUCUUUUCAACACUAGUGUAAACUCUAAACUUUAAAGCCUACUCAGUGUUCUUAGUGUUGGUACAGUAUAGUAUCCGUGGCCAUAAUCUAUCUGCCGUACAGGUGCUUAUCAAACAGAUGGUGAAGCUGAUGAUGUGAUCAAUUAAUGGUUAUAUGGUCAUUUAAGAUGUUGUUGUUGACUGUGGGUGUUCACCAUACGUCCACCUGUACAUGUGUAUAUUUCUGUCCCUAUGUUUAUAUAUAUAUAUAUAUAUAUAUAUAUAUAUAUAUAUAUAUAUAUAUAUAUAUAUAUAUAUAUAUAUAUAUAAACAACCCUCUUUUCUGUCAUUUGACUUAAUGAUGUUCAGUACCUUGAAAGGACAUUAUUGUAUGCUAAGCCCAGUAUUGCUACCGAUAGAAGGUCUUCAUUAUCUGCAUUUAUAUUCAUCUAUUAAGGUUUGAUCACAAAGAAUGUAUAAAGCAAUGGGAUUAAAUGAGCUCCAGCUUUGAAAGUCAUAGUUUGUCUGUGAAGUCAUAUACUAUGUCUACUGAGUGUGUGAAGUCAUUUACUACGAUGCAUGCGUGUGUUUACACGGGAGACACAAGCUUGUGCGGAGCAUUUCAAACUGGAGGUUAAUUUUGCCCCUGCAGAGGGUUGAGGUUUGUGAUGCAUAGUGUAAUAAUUUUAGGGUUCCUUUGGGGUUGGAGAGUUAAGUUAACCUGAGGCUUUCUGGAGUAUACAUAAUUUUUCUCAGUUCUUUAUUCUCCACAUUUUAAAAGAAACUUUUUUUCUUUUUUUUAAUCCGUAAUUGUGAGUUUUUACUUACAUGAAACUAGUAAUGCUUUCUUUUACCUGUUUGCAUGUAUGAGAAAUUGUCAUUCUGGAGAUGUUGCUGGGAGUACAACGAAGGUGUUCAUCACCCUUAGCAACCAAGUGAGACACAAGCACAAAACAUCAAAAUCAAAUUCAAUCCUCCUCCCAUUUUGUGCCUCGUCAUUUUUUAUGUAUUUAUUUAUUUUAAAAUUCAUAUAUCAAAUGUAAUUUGCAGUCUUAAGCCAGGAGUGCCUCUAGGUUUCAUAAAGACAGACUGGACUAAAUGUCACCUUCAUACGUAAGGCUCCCCUGUCGUCUGGACAUACACUAUUUCUUUAAGGGCAAAUUAUUUCUAUUUGACGCAAAGUUCACAGAUUCAUACAAGAGCAAGUGUUGUCUUUGGACUUCAGAGUUGGUCUGCAAAACUGAUGCCAAUCAGAACGCAACUCAGAUGCAUUAAUCUCACAUAUCACAGAGCAUGUUUCCAGACUACAUGAUGCAUAAUCACAAGGCAAAUUAAUUAAUUUCCCUUUGGGAAUUAAUAAAGCAUUUUGAAUUGAAUGACCAAUAGAGAACAAUUCAAGUACUUGACCACAAUAAUGAUACUAUGAAAACACUUUUUUGCCCAUGCUUUAUUUUCCUUUCCUUUCAAAUUAUACACUCUGAUAUGAUAAAUGAACAGAACACUGACAAACAUUCAUUGGCAUGGUUGUAGAUGACAGAUUCUUAAUUUAUUUCUUUAUUUAAUGCUUAUAUAAUCUUUCCCUGGAGUCAAAAGAUCUUGACUCUUUUCCUACAACCACUAUAUGACAGAAAUGUUUAUAUCCUCAGGCAGCACAUCAAGGGUUGUAUCGUACCACAAAAACCCAUCUUGUAGAACCAAGCAGCCUCAUGUUACCGGCUGAUUUAGAAAUGGUUUACUCUAUGUCAUGGUUCGCAAAUGUAAAAUUAAACUCUGCUCAAUGUGUUAUUGCUCACUGUGGUUGUUCCACAGUAUGGUAGCGUCUGGCAGAAAUUAUAUUGAUGUCCCCUGAGUUGAUUGCUCUGGGCUUCACAGCGUACACAGUACAACGUGAGCCUCACAUAGAACGUAUAUUUUAUCU
Cololabis saira (Pacific saury) is the source of this 4431-nucleotide messenger RNA. Its product is annotated as GDNF family receptor alpha-2-like. Gene Ontology annotation, cellular component: signaling receptor complex; external side of plasma membrane. Gene Ontology annotation, biological process: nervous system development. The record is from RefSeq and is a predicted model, not a curated record. Gene Ontology annotation, molecular function: signaling receptor activity. Lineage: Eukaryota; Metazoa; Chordata; Actinopteri; Beloniformes; Belonidae. The transcript is spliced from 8 exons. Bases 601 to 1974 code for a protein of 457 amino acids.